CCCGUGGCUGAAAAUGAUUCUCCCAGUAGGCUGUUACUUGUUACUGUCUUAUACCCACCACCGAAUCUUCAAUUGAUACCACCACAGAAAAGAAAAAAAAAAGGAAACUGUAUUGUCCCCUUAUAAAAACUCUCCCAAUGCAGAAGAAAUGGUGAUAGACACUCCCGCAUUCCACAAGAAAUAACUGCUAACAAACAGAAGGAGGAUUAUGGGUUCUGCUGCCAAGGCGUUGUCAGUGCUUCUGCAUCUCCUCCUCCUCGCCACUCUGUUUCUGAGCUCUGUCUCCUCUCCCUGCCCUCCUCCACCACCGCUGCAGACACCACCGGCCCACAGCAGCAGCAGCAGCAAGUGCCCCGAGGACGCCUUGAAGUUCGGGGUGUGCGGGAGCUGGUUGGGAUUGGUUUCCGAGGUCGUGGGGACGAAACCCAGCAAGGAUUGCUGCAUGUUGAUCCAAGGGGUUGCAGAUCUCGAAGCUGCAUUGUGCCUGUGCUCUGCCAUGAAGGCCAACGUUCUAGGGUUGGUGAAGCUGGAAAUCCCCAUCGCCGUCACACUGCUGGUCAAUGCCUGUGGAGGGAACAUCCCUCAAGGAUUCAAGUGCGCUUGAUACUAAUUAGUGUCAUUCAAUUUCCCCUUUGUGUUUCUGUUUCUAUGUUUGUUUGUAGUUUGUUAUGUCUCCCGCCGGCUGGUUUGCUUCCGUUCUCUACUGUCCCAAUAAAUUGAAGUUGUAGCAGCUGUAGUAGUAGUAGUUAGCAGUUGUAGUGGCACAAGUUGUUUCUUCCGCCUGAAUGUUAAGUAGAUUUUUUCCGAAGCUUGAAAAAUAGAACGUAACUUGAAGGAAAUCGACAAUUGCUUGAAAGAAUAGAAUAAACGCUCAAAGAAACUAGGUAACUCGCAAUAAACGAAAGACAAUAAG
Messenger RNA from Linum trigynum, 913 nucleotides. The record is from the annotation of a GenBank genome assembly. Lineage: Eukaryota; Viridiplantae; Streptophyta; Magnoliopsida; Malpighiales; Linaceae.